UCUACAGGAACUUCUGUGGUAAAAGCAAAAAAAUUCCACUGAAACCAGAUGAUACAAAGCUGUGUGCAUGUCCUGUGGCUGCUCAUUACUGACCCUCAUUAAGAGUGGUACACUGCUCUCUGUAUUUCGUUCUGAAUGGAAACUGCUGAGUUCUAUUACGUUUAUUACUUGGCUCAAGAUUAUCUGCAAUAUGUGCUUCAGGAAUCACAUCUUGGACCAGCCCAAACCAGGGUUGCUCAUGUCUUGCGAAACAUUGCAUCUUCGCUGCAAGAUCAAACCGAGGAGGCUCUCAGACCAUUCUUGGACAGGAUUGAUAUUACUUCUGUAGCUGUGGCCAAGAGAAUUUUCAAUGGUGUCAUGGAAGAAAAAUUUGCUGAUGGAAAUACUAACUGGGGACGAAUUAUGACCAUAUUUACCUUUGGAGGUCUUCUCACUAAGAAGCUUCAAGAGCAUGGAGUUCAGCUCACUGGAGAGGAGAAGGAGCAGAUUUCUUAUUUCAUCACAGAGUACAUAAUAAACAACAAAGCCGAAUGGAUAGAUGCGAAUGGUGGCUGGGAAAAUGGCUUCCUAACAAAGUUUGAAAGAAGAUCACUACUAUCUUUCUCCAAAAUCACAGCCAUGUUCAUAGCUGUUUUUUCCUUGCUCAGAGAGUACUACUGAAAUAAAUGGACCUGCCAUUCAUGUAUAAUCUAGAUAUUGCCACAAGCUUCAUUACUAAGCUUUCCUCCAAGCAAUAUCAACAAGAAAAUAAUUUUCUUCCAUAAUUUGUUUUUAAUUUAUUUGUAUUUAUUUUUACUAAAUACAAUGUUUAACAUGCUAUCCUAAUUGCCAAACCUGAAGAUGAGGUCCCUCCCAAGAGGAAUCGACACAGCAUCAUGCAGCAAUUCAAGUCACCCUUUCCAGGCAGGACUGCUUCAAGAGAGAGAUCAUUCUCCACAUCCAGACAGCUCCUGGAAUCUCUGUUGCACCUCCAUGAAAGGACAUUGUUUUACUGAAAUACAAUCCAAUGGGUUAAGAAACAAGUUAUAAUGUCAUUUGUUUUGUAAAUGAAAUACUACUGUAAUGCAUUUUAUUGCAACCUUUGCAUAAGCAAAAGGGGGAAGUCUCUGUGAGGAAAAAGGAAAUGCAAAUUCCAAUGUAAAAGUGGAUAAAAGUUACUGAUACAGACUAAGCAAUUUUUAUGCAAAGAACAAUUUGUGGAAGCUAGCAACUUAAAAAUGUGCACUCACUGUUAAUGCAAUCGUAUGUGUUUCUUUGUUGUAUUUUUUUAAUUGCUCAUAUAUACAGUGAAUGUUCUUUCAAAUUUGUGUAAUGCAGUCAUCUGGCUGAACUUUUUUUAAACUAUAUGUUUCAAAAUAGGCAAGUACAAAAUAUUUUUAAAAAGAGAAAUCUGUGUAAAUACACUAAUAUUUUUAAAAAAUACAUUAAAAUAUGUAUUUUAAA
Molecule: messenger RNA, 1443 nt
Organism: Harpia harpyja (harpy eagle)
Lineage: Eukaryota; Metazoa; Chordata; Aves; Accipitriformes; Accipitridae
Gene: BCL2A1
Product: BCL2 related protein A1
Exons: 2
Coding region: 136-660 (174 amino acids)
Biological process (GO): extrinsic apoptotic signaling pathway in absence of ligand; mitochondrial fusion; negative regulation of apoptotic process
Cellular component (GO): mitochondrial outer membrane
Molecular function (GO): channel activity; protein homodimerization activity; protein heterodimerization activity
Source: RefSeq, a predicted model, not a curated record